GAGUCUCUCUCUCUCUCUCUCUCUCUGUCUCUCAGUGCUGGCUGCUCAGCAGCUUUCUGCCUGUCAGGCACAGGGAGUUAACACUGUUUGAUCCACAACUUUCACGAGUGCACUUAAUUAGCAACUCAGUCAGACGCUUGGUCCGCAGCUGAAAUUCUCUGCGAUUUUUCUCUCAAGGAUCGCAGAUCGGAUGUGAAGGCUCUGAUGGCGAAGUUUGGCAACAAGCCUGUGGAGGAGACAUCCUCCUUAGGCCCUCGGCCUGCCAGGUUCACUCCUCACGUCUCAUCCCAAGGGAACUCUGUGGCCAGCAGGGCCGCUGGGUUUGAAAGUGCUGCUGCUCCCAAGUUCCCGGCGCUCAAAUCGACAGGCUCCUUCAGCGAGAAAUCCAGCCAAGCCCCACCCAAACCAUUCCAGGACAAGACAGCUUUUCCCAGGCCAUCAGCUGUGAAAGCUCAGUUUGAAGGGCUCAACAAGGAAGGCAAUGAUAGCAAACCUCUGUUUCCGAAGUCCAGUCUGGGGGCUAAACCUUCCCUGAACACCUUCAAUGCUCAGAAAGCUGAGAAAGCUGAGAAAGAUGAGAAGCCUCCUUUCCCAAAGUCUCAGGUCGGACUGAGGCCUACACUGGACUCGACUGAUUCGCCAAAGGAAAAUGAAGCUCAGCCAACCUUUCCCAAACCGUCUCCGUUUUCCAAGCCAUUGAAUCCAGUGACAUCCCAUGAAUCCAAGCCUGUUUUCCCCAAAUCCCAGUUCCCAAAGCCCCCACCCAGUCACUCAGGCAACGCGGCUGAAGACAAGCCCCCAAAGCCUGCAUUCUCCAAACCUCCGACAGGGCUGAAACACUGGAAUGAAGUUAGCAGCACGCCGAAAGAAAACAAGGACGACAUUGGAAAAGAGGACACUGUGACUGGGAAAGGGGAUGGGGCCUUUGGCUUGAGGUCCCUCAGACCCUUGAAUGAGCGAGGGAGAUUCCUCAGUCAUGGUGGAGAGGACAAGGCAUCACCAUCCAACGAGAACAAGAGUGAGCCCCUGAGGCCCAUUGGCUUGAAGAGCUUCCCUCCAAAACCCAAACAGGAAGAGACCUCUGCUCCUCCCUCAGGGACCAGCAAUGUCCUGAAGCUGCAGAACCAGUUCCUUAAAAAAGCGCACAGUCAAGAGACUGAGGAGGGACCAAAGGAUCGAAACGCCCCCAAACGGAGACCCCUGCCUGCUCCAUGGACCCUGGGGGCCCCACCUCAAAAACCCAACAGACCUCCUUCAGUGAAUUUGGACCUUUUCUGCCAUCCCCAGGAGAAGCAGCUCCCAGCACCACCAGUUUCUAAUCGUCUUGCCAAUAAGCCACUGCCUACGCCUGGUCCCGCAGCACCCAGUCUGCCCCCUCGGCCUCCGAUCAGCAAACCUCCUGAGAUCAUCCCAACAACAGAAGAGGAAGAGGACGAGAACUAUGAUGAUGUCCAAAGUGUUGGACAGCUGCCACCGCCUCUUCCACCAAUGAAACCCGAAGAUCGCAAGAUUCCGGGAGCUUCCAUCAAUUCUGAGGAGAAAAAUGAAUCGGAUGGAGAAAUGUAUGAAGAUCUGGACAACUACAGAUCGCUGAAGGAACUCAAGGAGCAAGAGAAGAAAAGGGAGAAGGAAGAGAAACGACGACAAGAACAAGAGAGAAAAGAGCAGAAAGAGAAAGAGAAAAGAGAGCAGGAAAUGAGAAAAAAGUUCAAGCUCUCCGGGCCAAUUGAGGUCAUCCAUACUGUGAAGGUCACAAUGGAUUACAAAGGUGGAAAGAAUGAACUGUCGUGUAAACAGGGCGAGUGCUUGGAGGUCAUCCGCAUCACCGACAACCCUGAAGGCAAAUGGCUGGCCAGGACAUUAGAUGGUUCCUAUGGGUACAUUAAAGUAACGUGUGUUGAUAUAAACUAUGAUGAGAUAAGGAAGAAAACAGCUAACAUGCCUGUCAUAAAGCAACCAGCCCAAGACCAGGAACUCUAUGACGAUGUUGCACCAAAUGAUGACAUAGGGAAUGGGAGCAGCAACACAGCGGGAAGUGGGAUCUUUCCUCCUCCUCCUUCCAGUGAUGAUAUCUACGAUGAUGUUGAUGAUAUACCUGAAGACAUGAAGCCUCGCCCUGCGUCACAGGAUGCCUCAAAGACUGGGUCCUGGUCCUGGGGACUCCUGAAGAAGAUGAAGCUGGAGAAAGAUGACAAAGACAAAAAGGCGAGAGAAAAGCAUAACAGUGACGCUCAGGGUGAAAGCGGUGAACGGCAACUCCCGUCUAUUCCUCCACCUGCAGAGCUUCCAACAGAGGGGGAGGAAGUUUAUGAUGAUGUUGGCGCUGAAGAUUUCCCUCCACCACCUCCUGAAUCAAGUUUGCCAAAGUCCUCAAAACUACCAGCAAUUGCAAAAGCCAAAAAGGAUGAAAGGGAUCCCAAAAGAAACAAAAGGAUGGAGAAAGAGGAAAAAGACUUCAGGAAAAAAUUUAAAUACGAUGGAGAAAUACGAGUUCUUGGAACUGUUGAGGUUGUCCAGAACUUAACUGUAAAGAAGUGGACCAACCGUGAGCUGCCAGUGAAAGCAGGCGAAGUGUUAGACAUUAUACAGCACACCGAUGACACAAAAGUGCUUUGUCGGAAUGAAGAAGGGAAAUUUGGAUAUGUUCAAAAAAUCAACUUAGCAUUAGGAACCAAAGAAGGGGAUGGUGAGAUCUAUGAUGAUAUUGAUACAGAAUGCAUCUAUGAUAACGACUGACCACAACUCAAAAGGAAUUGUAAGGAGCUCCGAGAAAUCAGCUCACUCACACCUCCUUCCUAUUGUGCUGUUUAAUCCACAAUUUGCAUGCUGCAAAGAAACCCGCAAACUCUUCCGCUAUGGACAUGUUGCUUCUCAAAGACUAACUGAAAACUGAUCCCUCCACCUGCACAGGGAUGAGUCCAGAAAACAAAUGAUGAUGUUGCAUUAUGCAACAUGUUUGAUAUUUGAAAAGAUUAUUUUUUUCUCAAACCAUCUGAACCAUGGAUUUCGUUUGGAAAUAAGAAUUAUUUAUAUGAAUGUGACCAUUUGAACUAAUCCAAUAAUAAUGAAUAUCUUUGGACAUAAGAGAGAUUUUUUUGUUAUUUUUCAUCCUGAGAAUAAUGUUUUGUACACUUGAUUUGGUACGUUACUGCUGUUUAACUAUUCCUCGGUUCCAAUGAGUAAAAUAUACAAAUGUGUGAGAAAUGUAUCCUACUUUUGUAGGCAUUGAGUUAAAUAUCUUCUCAUUCCAUGUUGAAUUCUUUCUCAGUUUGUGAAUGGUUGCUUCGUGUUGGGCAGCGGAUGACCUGUUUUCUGUGUG
Stegostoma tigrinum is the source of this 3319-nucleotide messenger RNA. RefSeq names its product FYN-binding protein 1. Gene Ontology annotation, molecular function: protein binding; lipid binding. The coding region runs from base 205 to 2736 and encodes 843 amino acids. Gene Ontology annotation, biological process: protein localization to plasma membrane; T cell receptor signaling pathway; integrin-mediated signaling pathway. The transcript has 19 exons. Gene Ontology annotation, cellular component: plasma membrane. Lineage: Eukaryota; Metazoa; Chordata; Chondrichthyes; Orectolobiformes; Stegostomatidae. The record is from RefSeq and is a predicted model, not a curated record.